This is a messenger RNA of Pollicipes pollicipes, 2230 nucleotides long. Its product is annotated as acetyl-coenzyme A synthetase 2-like, mitochondrial. Gene Ontology annotation, molecular function: acetyl-CoA synthetase activity; AMP binding. The record is from RefSeq and is a predicted model, not a curated record. Lineage: Eukaryota; Metazoa; Arthropoda; Thecostraca; Pollicipedomorpha; Pollicipedidae. Gene Ontology annotation, cellular component: mitochondrion.
UUUCGGGUCAAGGCCGUUUAUCGCUCACAACCCCGCAGUCGCCGGAGAGCGGGUGUCGUGCUGGGGCGUGCGCGGUGUUGUCGGGGUGGGCUCCGGUCAGGAGUUGUCCAGGAAAAGGUUCUAAAUAUUUGGGAGCUUAAACUGAGGUAUACUUAAAAUGCUGAACAAUUGUCGCAAGGUCGCCUGUGGGCUACAGUGGACUAAAUUACACCAGACCGUGCUUAGGCAAUGCGCCCGAGGUUGAGCAUAUCGGUUGGAAGAAGAGGGGAAGCUGCCUCAACGCCUUUGCCUGAGAUCACUGAAAAGUAUCCUCAUCUUAAAACGCACAAAGACCUGUAUGAAUUUAGCCUACAAAAUCCCACAGAAUUUUGGGGUGAGAUUGCCAAGUCAUAUUUGGAGUGGAUUGAACCUUUCCACACUGUCUCAAACUGUGAUCUUCCAAAUGGGAAGAUAUCAUGGUUUGAAGGAGGAAAACUCAAUGCAUCAGUCAACUGCGUGGACCGGCACAUGCGCACAGUGCCCGACCAGACGGCGCUCAUCUGGGAGCGAGAUGAGCCGGGCACCGAGCUGCGCGUCACCUACCGCCAGCUGUACGAGCAGGUCAGCCGGCUGGCCUCGGCGCUCCUCCAGCACGGCGUGCGCCGCGGCGACCGCGUGGCCAUCUACAUGCCCACCUCGCCGGCGGCGGCCGUGGCCAUGCUGGCGUGCGCGCGCAUCGGCGCCGUCCACUCGGUGGUGUUCGCCGGCUUCAGCGCGCAGGCACUGGCCAGCCGCGUGCAGGACGCGGAAGCCGAGACCAUCAUCACCAGCGACCAGGCCGUACGCGGCGGCAAGGUGAUCGAGCUCAAGAGGAUCGUCGACGACGCGGUGGCCCAGUGUCCGGGCGUCAAGCGCGUGCUGGUGUCCACUCGCACGGGCGCCGACGUGCCCAUGGGCGCCAUCGACAUACCGAUGGAGAAGGCGAUGGAGGCGGCUCGGGCCGAGUGUGAACCGGCCGCUAUGGACUCCGAGGACUUCCUCUACAUGCUCUACACGUCGGGCAGCACCGGCAAGCCCAAGGGGCUCACCCACAGCGUGGCCGGCUACUUGCUGUACUGCAUGUUCACACAGAAGCACGCGUUCGACCUGCGGCCGGGUGACGUGUUCUCGUGCGUGGCCGACGUGGGCUGGAUCACGGGGCACAGUCACGUGGUGUACGGCCCGCUGGCGGCUGGCAGCACGGCCAUCCUGUUCGAGAGCACGCCCGUCUACCCGGACCCAGGCCGGUACUGGGAGAUGGUGCAGCGGCUGCGGCCGACGCAGUUCUACGGCGCUCCCACCGCGCUCCGCCUGCUGCUGAAACACGGCGACAGCUGGGUCACCAAGUACGACCGCUCGUCGCUGCGCGUGCUGGCCUGCGUGGGCGAGCCGCUCAACAACGAGGCGUGGCACUGGUACCACGAGGUGGUCGGCGACAAGCGCUGCGACGUCGUCGAUACCUGGUGGCAGACAGAGACGGGCGGCGUCUGUCUGGCACCGAGGCCGUCGGAGGCCGGCGCCGAGAUUGUCCCCGGCAUGCCCAUGCGGCCCAUGUACGGCAUCGAGCCCGUGCUGCUCGACGAGAAGAGCAACGAGAUCGCGGGCGACGACGCGUCGGGUGCGCUCUGCCUGAAGCGACCCUGGCCGGGCAUGGCGCGCACCAUCUACGGCUCGCACCAGCGCUACGUGGAGACCUACUUGAAGCCGACGCCCGGCUACUACUACACAGGCGACGGCGCGCACAGACACCCGGGCGGCUACUACCAGAUCACCGGCCGCAUGGACGACGUCAUCAACGUGACGGGCCACCGGCUGGGCACCGCCGAGGUCGAGGAUGUCAUGGACGAGUACGAGCCGGUGGCCGAGACGGCCGUGGUCGGCUUCCCGCACGAGCUGAAGGGAGAGGGCCUGUACGCCUUCAUCAUCCUGAAGGAGGGCGUCGCGGAGACGGACGAGCACAUCAAGCAGGUGCUGCGCGCCGACGUGCGGAAGAAGAUCGCCGGCUACGCCGUGCCAGACCACAUGCUGAUCGUGCCCGGCCUGCCGAAGACGCGCUCCGGCAAGAUCAUGCGCCGCAUCCUGCGCAAGAUCGCGGCCAACCAGCCGGACGAGCUGGGCGACAUAUCCACCCUGCAGGACCCGACCGUGGUGGAGCAGAUCCUGGACCUCCACCGCCGGCAGACGGCCCAGUGAGCGCGGCCGGCGCCGCCGC